Apodemus sylvaticus (European woodmouse) is the source of this 2323-nucleotide messenger RNA. It is a transcript of the gene C13H5orf63, whose product is annotated as chromosome 13 C5orf63 homolog. The record is from RefSeq and is a predicted model, not a curated record. The coding region runs from base 412 to 750 and encodes 112 amino acids. Lineage: Eukaryota; Metazoa; Chordata; Mammalia; Rodentia; Muridae. The transcript has 8 exons.
GCGGCAGGGCGGCGCCCGCGGGCCGGAAGUGCGGCGCGCAGCGGAAGUGCGGCGGGCGGAAGUGGCGGCCUGAGGCUGAGUUGGUUGGCUGUAUUGUACUCACAGGAACACUGUACCCAGAGGCACUGUGGAAAGAACCCUUCAAAUAAGGUUAUAUAUCAGAAGAAACCAAAAGCCAGCUGGAAUAGUUCCUGAAUGAGAUUUUAUUCCUGUUUGCACUUGUUUUGAACAGGGAUACCCUCUGGAUCAGACUUCUGUGCCCAACCCUUCACCCAGGCAUCUGUUCAGCAUAUGUUAGAAGAAUUAGCUAUGAAGUGAAUUUAUUAUGGACACUUGCCAAACAUCUGGACCUCUCUGACACUCCUGGACUCCAAGAUACAAUUCUGAAUCUUCCAGAUUUAAUUAAUUAAAAUGCUCUGGUUUCAAGGAAAUAGCCUGCAGAUUGCCAAAUCCUCCUUUGGACUCUUGAGAAAUCUCUCUGCCUCUAACACAGCUCUGCCUGUGCUGACCUUAUUCACAAAGGACCCAUGCCCACUGUGUGAUGAAGCUAAAGAAGUACUCCAGCCUUAUAAAGACAGGUUUAUUUUACAGGAGGUGGACAUUACACUUCCAGAAAAUUCUACUUGGUAUGAAAGGUAUAAAUUUGACAUCCCCGUCUUCCAUCUGAAUGGCCAGUUUCUAAUGAUGCAUCGAGUAAACACCUCAAAGCUUGAAAAACAGCUUCUGAAACUUGAGCAGCAGGUGCAGUAGACAAACUGAUAUCUUCUGAUUGAUGCAAGUACCCAGAUGAGAAAUUUACCUAUAGGCAUCUUGUGAACUAAGAAGAAUACACUGUAGAGUGGGGGAAGCUGUAGGAACGAAGAGGUCUGUUUGUUGAGUGUAUCUUUCCCUUUUGCAACCGUGGAUGUACUUCUCAUGCACUGGACAGUGCCCUGAUAGGAAGCAGGCUCUGCAGUCCUGCCUAAUGGCACUGGAACCUAACUUUAGCAGAGUAAAUGCUCUUACACGCAUUAAAGUGGAAUGUGAAUUGUUAAUAACUAUGCAUUGAGAAAGGGAUGUUUUAAUGAACACAUCUGCAUGAAGCCUAUUUUAGUGGAAUUUAAUAAUACGUAUUUAAAAUUAGUGUUCACUUUUGUUGAGUAGAAUAGAAUAAUUGUCCUAGCCAAAAAGACUUCACUUCAGAAAGACAAAAGAGACUUAAAUCUGUAGACUGUGUAUAGCAGACUCAGGUGUACAUGUCAUCAUGGGAUUGAUUUGUAAUGUUGAGGUUACUUAAUGUUCUUUCUCAUGUAUAAUGUAAAAACAUUAUACAUGCAUUAAGUUAUCAUCAAUUAAAUUAAUUCAACUAAUUGUAAGAUAGUAACUGUCAAAUUUUUGUAUCUUGGAAAUUUUUAUUUUAAUCAUAACUGAACAUAUCUAAGCAUAAAGUAUCAUUUUAUAUGAAUUAUUAAACAUGUGGUUUUGUACUCUGAUUUAUAUUUUGUCAGAUUUGGCAAACAUCAAAAUGGGUUCUCUUAAAAACAAAGCUUUUUUGCUUAAAUCAGCUCCCUAGGAAGUUCUGUGAACUGUUUGGGUGUCAUGAGCCACUAGACCUGUAAUGCUCAGUGUGAGUUAGUCUUAGAAUUAUAGACUAGUGUAGCCCACGGACCUUAGACAUUGUUGUUACAUUAGACAUGAGAAAGAAUCUAAAGCUCAGGUAGUUUGAGGAACUUAGUCCAUGGCUACCCAGCCACUCAGCCACUGAACCAGAAUCUUGACAUUUCUUAUGUUCUCUGGACUUAUGUAGUGGUUCAAAUACGGCAACUCCAGCUACUCUGGGUUCAGCACAAAGUAAGCCCUCCAAAGUCGCUACUUUAAAAAAAGGAAAGAAAAAGCCUAUAGUGGCUAGACAGAUAGAUCAGUGGUUAAGAGCACUCGUUGCUGUGCUCUUACAGUUGCUCUCACAGAGCCCCCAGGUUCGUUUUCCAGUACCCACAUGUUGGCUCACAAAUAUUCAAACCCCAGUUCCAGGAGAUCCAGUAGGUACGUACAUGGUGCAUAUCCAUGCAGGCAAGCAAAACAUCCAUAUACUUGUUAAGCCCUGUGGUAAACAGACUUCUAGAAUGAUGCCAGUGUCCUCACCCUUGUAUAAUUCCCUCCCCUAUGAGUGUGAGUAGAAAUAAUUUUGGUGUAGCUAUGUUAAACUAUUUGGCAAAGAGAGGGGACUAUCUUGGGUGUCCCUGCUCUAAUCUAAGUAAACUACUGAAAAGCUCCACAGAAGUCAACGAGAUCAUUCCUAGCUAGCCUGGAAAGCAAGAAAAUCUCCCUCUCCCACAGCCCCUUC